CUACAAUACUUCAAUGUCUCAUACCUAGUUGUCUCCUCAUAACAUAGACCGGCUCUCCUUGUUAACCUUAUCGAGCCACGUGAACUCUUGAUAUUCGAUUUCCGCGGACAAACCUCGCACUCAGCAAAGAUGGAAGGAUUAGUGGACCCAGAGACGAUUUAUAUGAAGCAGAAUUGUAUUGGCGGUGGGAGCUUCGGGCGUGUCUACAAAGGGGUUGAUAAGCGGACCGGCUCCUCUGUCGCAAUCAAGAUUAUCGACGUGGAAAAUGCUGAAGACGAAGUUGAAGACAUCAUCCAGGAAAUCGCGAUCUUGUCUGAACUCAAUUCUCCAUAUGUGACGAGGUAUCAUGGCUCUUUUUUGAAAGGUUCAAGCUUAUGGAUCGUCAUGGAAUUCUGCUCUGGGGGCAGUUGUUCUGAUUUGAUGCGCCCGGGCACGAUUCCUGAGGAGUAUAUCAUGAUUAUUCUCAAGGAGCUUCUUCGGGGAUUGGACUAUCUUCACAGCGAUAAGAAGCUGCACCGUGAUGUGAAAGCUGCAAACAUACUUCUAACCUCGAGCGGCCAGGUAAAAUUGGCGGACUUCGGCGUGUCUGGCCAACUAACGGCAACUAUGACUAAAAAGAAUACCUUCGUAGGCACUCCGUUUUGGAUGGCCCCAGAGGUAAUCAAGCAAUCGGGGUACGAUUAUAAGGCGGAUAUCUGGUCCCUCGGUAUCACAGCAAUUGAGCUAGCCAAUGGAGAGCCCCCUUACUCUGAUAUUCAUCCCAUGAAAGUUUUAUUUUUAAUCCCCAAGAACCCUCCCCCUGUUUUGCAAGGAAACUAUAGCAAAGCUUUCAAGAACUUUGUUGAGCUAUGCCUGCGCCGCGAUCCUAGAGAACGGCCAUCAGCUAGGGAAUUACUUGAACAUCCAUUUAUCAAAAGGGCGAAGAAGACAAAUUACCUCACGGAGCUAAUUGAACGCUAUGAGCGUUGGCACGCGGUCUAUGGUAACAAAAGUGCUGAUGACGAGGAAGAAGCUUCGCAUGAACCUCCACUACAGCCCGCAAACACUGAAGACGAUGAUCUUUGGGAUUUCGGGACCGUUCGCCCCGCAGGACGGGGCCCUGGUUUAAAGCCUAUGAAAGAAGCAGACAUGAACACACGGGGUCACGAAUCUCCAGAGUGGGAACCCAAAGAUCGACCGCAAAAAGAAUCGGUGGAAGCAAACGGCAACAACCCACAAAGGCCUGCACAAAUAAAGAAUAUCCAAGCCGCUGCAUCAAAGCCAUCGUCUCCUACAAAGGUUCCUUUGCCACCAUCACCAGUGAAACAAGGGCCAUCAGAGGUCAAGCCUCGAACACCUUCUCAUCUCCAGAAACCAGCUCCUCAACAGCUCAAAGAGAGUCCUGGGAGCGAAUACGAUAAAGCUCUACAACAGUCCUUAGCUCAAGACAUAUCUUUUCUUCAUAUCGACGCUUCUCCAGAAAGUCCAUCCCCCUCAGUAAAAAGUCGAAGUGCUAUUCCGGUCCCACAAGAACCUAGAAAAGUCAACACACCUCGCUCUUCGGGGGUGCCCUCACAUCAAGAACACUUGCCGGCACAGCACUUGCGGCGUCCUUCAGACCAAAGUUCCCGACCUGCAGUCGAACCCCGUCCCCAACACCAAGCAUUCCAGCCACAUCCUCGCCCGCCACCAAUACCAAGACACGCAUCUCCCCAGCCACAACGACUCCCGCAAACACCGAUGCAACCGCCUGGUCUUGGGCAUAGUUUCAAUCAGAUCCAUAGGGGCACGGAUUCCCAUCAACAGGCUACUGGUGGAGCACCGCCAUCAAACGAGGUUACGGCUCUGAAUAGCGUUCUUUUACCUGCUCUAAAGGCAGCCAUUCGCCGUCGGGCCCGUCGCCUAGAACUUCUUUCGCGAAACGCUAGUAUAGAAAAUGGCCAAUCCAGGAUGGAAACAUACGAACUGCAAUCAAAUCGCGAAUACGUCCAGCAAAUGAUGGAGUCUCUCGUGAACGACCUGAGCGGUAUAUUUACGAGGAUUGAGCGCUGGGACAACGAAGCACCCGUCGGAAUGGGCGCAGACGUCUCUUCAUUCUUAGAAGGAUUUCUUGAAGAGGUACUUGUCAGAAUUGAGCCGGCUGAUGAAGAACCUUCGACUUCCAGAACCUGAAAGCAAGGCGCUUACGUUCCUUCCAUUAACCAUUUCGACGAUUUCUUAUGUUUAGCUCUAUACACUAGAAGCUGAUAGUGCACCAAGGUUUGGUCUUCUUCGGGCUUGAGAUUUUCAUAAAAGAAGCUCAUUGUCCAAGUGCUUGUCUUGAACUGUUGUUGAAACACGAUACAUCCAGAGUCAGAUACCGUUCCAUGGUGUUUGAAUACGCCUCUUACGAUACGUGAAAUGCAUUCUUGCUUGUUUGAGCAUUCGUUUUCUUCGAAUUUGAAUUGUCCGGGCUGGAUCCUAAUUUGAAUACUGAGUUGCUUUGUGGGGAUUCUAUGGACUUCUCUUUCCUUUUUCUUUCCAAUCUUGUCUUCCUACUUCCUUGGAUUGCACUUGUACAUACGAUGAAUUAUUGAAAUACUCUCUUUAUUGUACAAGUGCCUUGAGGUGUUUCAGGCAUCAAAAGAUGAUCAUA
Molecule: messenger RNA, 2614 nt
Organism: Aspergillus alliaceus
Lineage: Eukaryota; Fungi; Ascomycota; Eurotiomycetes; Eurotiales; Aspergillaceae
Product: putative Ste20-like serine/threonine protein kinase
Exons: 5
Coding region: 130-2151 (673 amino acids)
Biological process (GO): protein phosphorylation
Molecular function (GO): protein kinase activity; ATP binding
Source: RefSeq, a predicted model, not a curated record